Messenger RNA from Rotaria sordida, 1051 nucleotides. The record is from the annotation of a GenBank genome assembly. Lineage: Eukaryota; Metazoa; Rotifera; Eurotatoria; Philodinida; Philodinidae.
AGCAAAAGAUUCAACUAAAUUUCAUCCAAAAUAUUCAAAAUAUUUACGUGGGCCAUUUCCUUAUGUUUUACCAUAUACAAAUAUAACAUAUAAUGAUAUAGAAAAUUUCUAUACAAAUAUUUUAGUUAACAAAAAAAGAGAUACUCCAAUAAUUCAAACAUCAUUUGCAAAUAAUAUUACAUUUGAAAAUAUACCUUAUAUAUUUCAACAAGGUAUGUGGCAUCCUCUUGGAAUUACAUCAAUUCAACGUACAGCUAUAUUAGUUCCAUUACAAAAUCGAGAAUAUAAUGCUAAAACAUUUUUGUUUAAUAUGCAUGCAUUUGCUAGACGACAACAACUUACAUAUACUAUAAUACUUAUCGAACAGGCUUCUCCACUUGAUCAUCGUUUUAAUAAAGGUCGAUUAUAUAAUACUGCUAUUAAUUAUCUUGAAAAACAAUCUUUAAAUAUAACAUGUCUUGUAUUACAUGAUGUUGAUUUAAUACCUGAAGAUGAUGGAAAUUUUUAUACAUGUGAAACAAAAUAUCCAAAACAUACAACAUCACGUGUUCGAGAACUUAAUAAUAAACGAGGUUAUAUUCGAUAUUAUGAAUUUUUAAUUGGUGGUGUUCUUUUAUUAACAUUUGAUAUGUAUAAAACACUUAAUGGAUUUUCAAAUUUAUAUUGGGGUUGGGGUGGAGAAGAUGAUGAUUUAGCAUUAAGACUUAUUCAACAACGAAUGUGUAUUGUUAGACCAAUAUAUGAAUUAGCUAUUUAUACUGGAUUACCUCAUCCACGUGGUCCACGAAAUAAUGCUCGUUUUGGUUUAUUAACAUGGUCAACUCUUCGUCUUCGUACUGAUGGUUAUGCACAAAUUGAAUCAUUAACACGAAUUAUUGAUAUACAUCAAACAUUAACUGUAACUUAUUUGAAAUUAGAUGUUAAUCUUGAUAAAACUCUUAAUAAACAAUAUUCAAUGGGAAAUAUUUCUUCUUUAUUAAAUACAAUCAAUGUUCAUAUGACUUCAACAAUUAAAACUAUUAUAAGAACUAAAACGAUAAAAGAAUCGUAA